GCCUGCAGGGGGACGAUGUUUCCGCCCGGACACACUUCCGUGUUCGACCCACGCCUCGGCGGCGCUUUGCCACGUCUGAGUGCUGCCGGGAGAGCCGUGUCUGCAGCCGGGUUCGGUCCUGCCGGAGGUCCCUCCGCCGUCGCCGCCGCCAUGGUGUCUGUAAUUAACACAGUAGACACUUCCCAUGAGGAUAUGAUACAUGAUGCUCAAAUGGAUUAUUAUGGCACCCGGUUGGCAACAUGCUCCUCAGACAGAUCAGUUAAAAUAUUUGAUGUGCGGAACGGAGGGCAAAUUCUCAUAGCUGACUUAAGAGGGCACGAAGGCCCUGUGUGGCAGGUAGCUUGGGCUCAUCCCAUGUAUGGAAACAUCCUGGCUUCCUGUUCCUACGACCGGAAAGUUAUUAUCUGGAAAGAGGAGAAUGGUACAUGGGAAAAGACCUAUGAAUACACAGGACACGAUUCAUCAGUGAACUCUGUGUGCUGGGCCCCACAAGACUUUGGGCUGAUCCUUGCUUGUGGUAGUUCGGAUGGAGCCAUCUCUCUGCUGAGCUACACUGGUGACGGACAGUGGGAGAUUAAAAAAAUCAGCAAUGCACACACAAUUGGCUGCAAUGCUGUUAGCUGGGCCCCUGCUGUUGUGCCAGGAAGCCUCAUAGACCAGCCAUCAAGCCAAAAACCAAAUUAUAUUAAGCGUUUUGCUUCGGGUGGCUGUGAUAACCUCAUCAAGAUUUGGAAAGAAGAAGAUGGUCAGUGGAAAGAAGAGCAGAAACUAGAAGCUCACAGUGAUUGGGUCAGAGAUGUGGCCUGGGCUCCCUCCAUAGGUUUGCCAACAAGCACUAUUGCCAGCUGCUCACAGGACGGCAGAGUGUUUAUCUGGAUGUGUGACGAUGCCUCAGGAAACUCAUGGUCACCAAAAUUGUUACAUAAAUUCAAUGACGUAGUCUGGCAUGUUAGCUGGUCUAUUACUGCUAAUAUUCUUGCAGUUUCUGGAGGAGACAACAAAGUAACUUUAUGGAAAGAAUCGGUAGAUGGACAAUGGGCUUGUAUCAGCGAUGUGAACAAGGGCCAAGGAGCAGUAUCUGCCAUUACGGAAGGGCAGCAGAAUGAACAGUGACAGAUUGAAUGAACAACGAUCAAGAAUUUUCAGUCCAAGGAAAUCGACAUGAUUUUUACUAUCUUUUUUUAUUAAACCAGAUUUCCUCAGUCUGGGACUCAGAAAAAUAAAACUCCAAGAACAUUCUAUAGUUGCUUUUAUUCCAACUAUAUACCUUAACAUUUCACUUUAAUUGACACUUUGUAAAAUUUAAAGCAAACUGUACAUGGCGAGAUAGCCAAUAUGUUGGUUUUUUGCUGUAUAAUUCUUCUUUUAGAAUACAGGUUAAUUCCUUGAUCAUUUUACUGGAGAGCUUUGUUGAGCUUUGAAUUGACUCCUGCCUUCCACGAGAAGGAGAGAAAGUUAGGUUUCUGUGGCUUAAAAGUUCUCUUUCAGAAUGAUAUGUCUACUUUCUAGUUUUCUCAUACAGAAACCUUUUUGUAAUAUUUUCUCUUUCAACAAGAAAGGAAGAAGCUAUCAAAUAUGUAGUAGACAGUUCGACCUUAGGAGAGAAGGCUGCCGUUUAUAUAUGGUGUAGGAGCCAAGAAUGCAAAGUAACCUUUAACCUACAGUUUGCUUUCAUGUGUAUGAUGAAAAUAUUUAUAAAUUUGACUUCCAAAAUAAUGCAAACCUAAUAAACUUUAACCCAUUUUGUGUA
This is a messenger RNA of Anolis sagrei ordinatus, 1750 nucleotides long. It is a transcript of the gene SEC13, whose product is annotated as SEC13 homolog, nuclear pore and COPII coat complex component. Gene Ontology annotation, molecular function: protein binding; structural molecule activity. NCBI's taxonomy places the organism in Eukaryota, Metazoa, Chordata, Lepidosauria, Squamata, Anolidae. The record is from RefSeq and is a predicted model, not a curated record. Gene Ontology annotation, biological process: positive regulation of TOR signaling; protein import into nucleus; COPII-coated vesicle budding. Gene Ontology annotation, cellular component: nuclear pore outer ring; COPII vesicle coat.